UUCUCCCGCUCUCCGAGCCCAGGCUGCUGAAUUGAGCCGCCCACCUCGCCGGUCGCUUUUCCAGCUUGCCUUGGGGAGGAACCCCCUUCCCUCAAUUCUCCCGGAGCCAUGAAGCUAAUCCUGGUGCGCAAAUUCCGCGUUCUCAUCCUGCUGGUUUUCCUAGUGGCGUGCACUCUGCACAUCCUCAUCGACCUCUUGCCCAAGCUGGAGAAGCGAGCCUCGGGGGCCGAAGCUGGAGCGGCGGAUGCCAAGCCGGGCUGCUCUUGUUCGCACGCCGCCGCCGCCGCCGCUGUAGCCCAGCCGGGGGAAGAGCGGCGCGGCUGGCCCAAGGAACCUCCCGCCUCGGAGGCGGCCGCGGCAGCCGCGGGCUGGCCUAGCAAGCACACGCUGCGGCUCUUGCAGGAUUUCAGCAGCGAGCCCAGCUCCAACCUCAGCUCGCGCUCCGGAGAGAAAGGGCCGAGCCACGCCAACGCCGAGCCGGGAGGAGGAGGAGGAGAGGCGGCGCCGCGGCGAACCUUCAGCACCGCGGCGCUCCACGCGAAGGGGAAAACGAGAGGAGCCGGCCGGUUGCAGAACGAGCCCCACUCGCCUCCUUUGCUGCCGGUUUACCGGGAGGAGGAGGAGGAAGAAGCGGCGGGGGCGGCGGGGGCGGCGGGGCCCGCGGGCACCGGCUCCCGCCUGGCCUCGCUCUUCGCCCACCCGCUCUACCAGCUGGCCUCGCCGCCGCUGGACGAGGCCGACCUCUUGUUCAACGUCAACAGCGACAUCCGAUUUAACCCCAAGGCGGUGGAGAAUCCCGAGUGGCAAAACGAAGAUGAGGACUUCCUACCCACGGGUGAAACAUCCGUCGAUUCCUACCCAAACUGGCUCAAAUUCCACAUUAGCAUUAACCGGUACGAGCUGUAUUCCAGGCACAACCCAGCGAUUGGCACCUUGCUGCACGAUUUGGCUACCCAGAAAAUCACCAGUGUUGCCAUGAAGUCGGGAGGAACCCAGCUCAAACUCAUCAUGACAUUCCAGAAUUAUGGACAGGCCUUGUUCAAGCCAAUGAAGCAAACGAGAGAGCAGGAAACACCCCCUGAUUUCUUUUAUUUUUCCGACUACGAGAGACACAAUGCUGAGAUUGCAGCAUUUCACCUGGACAGGAUCCUGGAUUUCCGUCGUGUCCCACCAGUUGCAGGCAGACUGGUUAACAUGACCAGAGAAAUAAGGGACGUUACUCGCGACAAGAAACUAUGGAGGACAUUUUUUAUCUCACCAGCCAAUAACAUCUGCUUCUACGGAGAAUGCUCCUACUACUGUUCAACAGAGCACGCCCUUUGUGGCAAACCGGACCAGAUUGAAGGCUCCAUGGCUGCCUUUUUGCCCGACUUGUCUUUAGCCAAACGGAAAACCUGGAGAAACCCAUGGCGACGUUCCUACCAUAAACGCAAGAAAGCCGAGUGGGAAGUUGACCCUGAAUAUUGUGAAGAGGUUAAGCAAACGCCGCCUUACGAUCGGGGAACCAGGAUCUUGGAUAUAAUGGACAUGACCAUAUUUGAUUUCCUGAUGGGUAAUAUGGAUCGACACCAUUACGAGACCUUUGAGAAGUUUGGAAAUAAUACUUUUAUUAUCCACUUAGACAAUGGAAGAGGGUUUGGGAAAUAUUCUCACGACGAACUGUCUAUCUUGGUGCCUUUAAAUCAGUGUUGCCGAAUACGGAAGUCCACCUACCUGCGUUUGCAGCUCCUGGCCAAAGAGGAGUACAAACUGAGCCAGCUGAUGGAAGAAUCCUUGCUGGAGGACAAAAUCGCCCCCAUCUUGUACAAACUACACCUCGAAGCGAUGGAUCGGAGGCUCCGGAUAGUCCUCCAGGCCGUCAGGGACUGUAUAGAAAAAGAAAGUUACAACAAGGUGGUGGAGAAUGACUUUGCCUCCCCUAGGAGCACCGUCACGACUGAGAGGUAGUGAAAUGGGCAGACUUCCUUCAACGCCACGGAAGAAGACCGACACGUCAACCAAGCCACCAUCCCAACAGUCUCGCGAAAGACUGUGUGUAGGCCACAUUUGAAUUCAGUGAAUUCAGAAAUUGCUCUUCUAAUUGUUCUCCAAGUAGCUAAGGUGUAGACUCUGCAACAGAUUAGACUGAGAAUAACAGGAAGCUCGGCCGCCAACAGCCCUCGGGGCAAUCCACGUGUUCUCAAGUGGACGUGGUCCAUCCACCUGCCAUGGUUUUUUUUUUUUUCCAUCCAGCCUCGCUUGCCUUAGCUUCUAAAUUAUUCCCCAUCUUCAUCAACGAGGGCUUUGGAGUCCACCUGUGGGCGGAGCUUCUGGCAAGCCCCACCUUCUCUCUCCCCUGUCUGAGCUUUCAUUUCUCUGAGCGGCAAGUGAUUUCGUGCCCCCACCCCUUCUUUCUCCGCCCCAAUCCUUCAGCGCGACACCCUGCUGAAAAGAUCUCGUGUAGGAAAUGCCAAAAAGCCCGUCCACCUAUCCUGGACGCCGACUGCAUCUGGAGGAAAAAGACAUCCACUUGUCCUCAUCGCAGUUUUCCAAACUGAUCCUAUCAAACGAGGAGAGAGAAAAAAAUAUAUAUAUAUGGAAGAUUGUGAAACGGGAUCGUCUCACUGGUUGGAGCAACCCUCUUCAUUCCUUCCCUCCUUUUCCUUUGUACAGAAAGCCGGUCUUUAUUUAAUAUUUUGUAUUUAUAGAGGAGACGGUUGUGUUGUGUUGUUCUUCCUUCUUUUUUUUUAAUAAACGGAAAACGCUACCUUUGGACGAGGAAGGGAUUGACUGAGGUUUACCACUCUCGAGGUGGUCUCCAAGAGGAAUCCAAAGAAGAGAAAUCCCACCUUGAAGCUAUCCUAGAUCUGAACCUGGGUUUGUGGGUGGUCGGAGUAGCGAAAGAGGUGAAGGGAUUAGGAAUUUUGGAACCCUGCGCACCGAAAGAGCUUUAUGGGGAAGGUUAAACUAUAUAUAUAUAUAUAUAUAAAAUAUAAUAUAUAAUUAUAUAUAUAUUCUCCCUAACUAAGGGAGAGAAGGAAGGGUCAGAAAUGGAGAAGGCCACGCUUACGGAUGUUUCCUUCAACGUGGCGGUGAAAUCAUACUUCCUUGUGUCUACUUUGAAGGCGGUAUCCUCCUUUUCUCUUGCUCCUUCAGGGCUGCCAAAGGCCCCCCACUUGCUCCCCAACAUUUCCAAGACUGAUCCAUCUACGGCUAAGGCAAAAGCAAAAAGAAAAAAACCCAAACAAACCCCACCCCAGAAAGGACAACCCUCUGCAGCAGCUUCGUUAAAAAAGGAGAGCGGGACAAUCCGUGCACCGGCGAGAAUACUUGAAUGCGGUUUUACAGAGUGAUGUUUAAAAAAAAAA
Messenger RNA from Pseudonaja textilis, 3347 nucleotides. NCBI's taxonomy places the organism in Eukaryota, Metazoa, Chordata, Lepidosauria, Squamata, Elapidae. The record is from RefSeq and is a predicted model, not a curated record.